AUGACGAGAAAAAAUCAACAACAAAUUAACAAUGAACAAAAAAGGGUCGAGUUAACGCGCGCGCGUGCAGCACGAGACGUCGCGUUACGGUCAAUUAAUAAAAUAUUGAGCAUUGCUAAUGAUGCCGUAAUUAAUUCCGAAAAUCGUCCUACGUUAGAAGCUCGAAUUAUGUCGUUAGAUCAACUUGUCAUUACUUUCAAUAAUGAACAAAAACAUAUUCUGUCAGUAUUUGCUGAGACCGACGAAGUAGACGAAUUUAUACGAGUAGAUGAGGAUGUCACCGAAACAAUGCAAUCAAUGUGUGAUCAAAUUAAUGUGAUAGUAGCAAAGUUAAAACCGAAUAAUUCGAUAGCCACGCUGCGCAAUAAUAAUAGGCAGACUUCUGUACAAUCACUUGUCUUACCGAGAAUAGAGAUUCCUAAAUUUGAUGGAAAUAUCAUUGAAUGGUGUUCCUUCCGUGAUAUGUUUACUUCUUUGGUGCACGUCAACGAACAUUACACGGACAUUGAGCGUUUCCAUUAUCUGUUGUGCUAUUUAUUAGGUCCAGCGUUAACAAUAGUAAAAGCAGUCCCACUUACAGCCGACAAUUAUUCUAUUGCUUGGAACGCACUCAAAGAUCGGUACGACAAUAAACGCUUAUUAGUUACUGCGCACAUUGAAAAAUUAUUUGCAUUUGCGCCGUUAACAAAGGAAUCUCCGGCUUCACUUUCAUUGUUCGUCAACACUUUUCGGGAAAAUGUAUCAGCUAUACAAGCUCUUGGAGUUAGUGACUUUGCUGGUUUUUUACUAUUCUACAUCGGUUCACGGGUUAUUGAUCCCAUGACACGACGAUUAUUCGAAGCUACUGUCGCUAAAAAUCAAAUACCUGACUUGAACUCAUUAUUAGAUUUCGUAUCACAACGAUGUAACGUUUUGGAAAACGUUGGCAGUAGUUCUGGCAUUAGUUAUGUAGAAAACAAUGAAAGGACCGUAGGGAAGACAACGACUAAGAAGAUCCAGGGCAAGAAGUCCGAGAAGACAUCGUUAGCCGCGGUCACCCCGGCCAAGACAAAAAAUUGUUUGUUUUGUGGACAUCCUCAUGCAAUUUACAAGUGUUUUGGAUUCCGAAAACAACCAGUUAGCAGUCGCCGUGAUUUUGUCAAUAAAAAUCAAUUAUGUUUUGUUUGUUUGAACAGUGGACACAUGAGCAAUGCGUGUCCUACGUCUUUUACGUGCCGUAUAUGUUCGAGUAAACAUAGUACAUUACUACACUUGACAGAUGAUAUUACAAAAUCGAAUACCGAUAAGACAAAUGACAACUCCGAACGAGCCACUACAAGUUGUAAUGCAACACAGUUUUCGGGAGUUACACAUACUGAAACCACUGUUUUGUUAGGAACUGUCGUAGUCAGGGUUCGUGACAAUACAGGAGUUUUACAAGCAGUCAGGGCAGUGUUAGACAGUGGAUCACAGGUGUCCGCAAUGACAGUGGAUUGUGUCAAUCGGUUAGGUUUGACUCGAAGGAAGUGUCCUGUUGAGGUCAUCGGACUUUCCCAACAACCGGUUACUACUGUCAAAGGCCAAACUAAUUUUAAUUUUGUUCCUGUACAAGCCGACGCUCCCGAAUUUAAGGGAACCAACGUCAUUGUCUUACCUCGAAUUAUGUCAACGAUGCCUAACAGGGUUUUGCCAGCUGAGGUACGAGAUCGUUAUCGUCAUCUUGUCUUUGCCGACCCUCAAUUUGAUCACCCUGCGCCAGUAGAUAUGUUGAUUGGAGGAGACUUAUAUCCGUCCGUCAUUCAAUCUAGAGCUGACGUUAUACACACCGAAGGCUUACCAUCAGCGAUGAAUACACAAUUAGGUUGGGUCAUAAUUGGUGCGUUACAGGAUAACACACAUACUCCGCUUACGUCUCUGUCAAUUAGUACAACCCCUCCGAUCGAAGAAUUGAUGCAGCGUUUUUGGACAGUAGAGGAACCCACAGAGUCAACAAUGCCAACUACACAAGACAAGCAAUGUGAAGACUGGUUUGUUAAAACCACGAAACGAGACGCCACCGGUCGAUUUUAUGUUGGUUUACCGUUUCGAACAAUAGUAUGUUUCCCGGAUACAGCUGACAUCGGAUGUCAAGAUGAGAAAUCGGUCGUUUUAGGGUCAUCCAGAACUUCUGCUCUGAACCGAUUGUAUAAUUUAGAACGUCGCCUUGAAAAGGAUCCGGAAUUAUAUACUGCCUACCGGGCCUUCAUGGAUGAUUACAGAUCGUUAGGACAUAUGAAGUUAGCGACCGAGCCAGGCAAAUAUUUUAUACCUCACCAUCCUGUAGUUAAACGGUGUAAUGAGGAACUGAAGAUUCGUGUGGUGUUUGAUGCCUCAGCUAAGUCUUCAUCCGGAGUCUCAUUAAAUGACUGCUUGGUGACUGGACCAAAGCUUCAGACAGAAAUCGGUGAUGUUUUGUUGCGCAGUCGACUACACAAAUUUGUCUUUACAGCCGACAUCACUAAAAUGUACCGUCAAAUAUGUCUACAUGAACCAGAUAGAGUUUAUCAACAUAUACUAUGGCGCAAUUCGCCUAGUGACGAGGUACAGGAGUAUGAGUUGUGUACGGUCACAUAUGGCGUAAGUUCGGCUCCGUUUUUAGCGAUUCGAUGCCUACAACAGCUCAAUAUGGAUGAUGGACCUGAAUUUCCACUCGUCCACGAUGUCCUGUUAACUGAUACAUACGUGGAUGAUAUUUUCGUUGGCGCUGACACUUUAGAGGACGUUUUAGCAGCAAAAAUCCAAAUCAUCGACUUGUUAAAUCGAGGUGGAUUUAGCCUGAAAAAAUGGGCUAGCAAUUGUCCCGAGAUUUUGAACACUAUCGACAUUGAAGACCGGGCUAUGACACCAUGGAUAGAGCCAACUAGGGAACAGGCCGUCAAAGUUUUAGGAGUACAUUGGGACCCUGUACUUGACACAUUCGGCUAUCAUUCGACGAUAAGUCAAGUUACUCCUACAAAACGGUCAGUAUUAUCAACUGUUGCUCGCUUUUAUGAUCCAAUCGGCGCGUUGGGUCCGAUGGUUUUCUGGGCCAAGUGUUUAAUGCAGAGGCUAUGGAUGGAAAAAUUAGAUUGGGAUGCACCACUUUCAUCAGCUUUGACAUCGUUGUGGCAAGGUUUCAUCGAUAAGCUGCCGGACUUAGCAUGCUUGUCGUUACCACGACAUAUUGCAGUAGUCAACAGUCAAGAUAUACAAUUACUAGGAUUCGCUGACGCGUCUCAGGUUGGAUAUGCAGCAACAGUGUAUUUGCGUGUGGUAGACCAGAGUGAUAAUGUCCGAUUGUAUUUCCUGGCAUGUAAAACAAAGGUUGCACCACUGAAGUCAUCAUCAAUGGAUAUGUCAUUAACCAUACCACGGCUAGAACUCUGUGCCGCACUCUUGUUGUCACGUCUCUUGUCUCUACGUUUGAAAGUUUUACAGGGCAGAAUCAAGAUCACACGUGUCCGGGCAUGGACAGAUUCAACUAUUGUUUUAUCGUGGCUCACAGCUGAACAAAGGCUAUUUAAAAUCUUUGUCACAAACCGAGUAUCGAAAAUACGCAAUCUCGUACCCCAGUGCGAAUGGGCUCACGUCGGUACUGCAGAUAAUCCAGCCGACCCUGCAUCGCGAGGACUGCUUCCAGAUGCCUUGGUAGCAUGUUCAUCAUUUCUACAUGGACCGGAAUUUCUCCAGUAUCCGGAAGAGCAAUGGCCGGUUGCCAUCACAUCGAUUGUAGAUCCUGCAGAGCUCCCUGAUUUUAAGCGCCCAUCGAAAAAUGUGCUGUUAGCUCAACAAGUUGAUGAUAGUUUGAUUCAGCGGUUUUCUGUGUUGCGCAAGAUGCAACGGGUGCUAGCAUAUUGUCUUCGAUUUGUCGACAAGGCUCGACAACGUCCAGUCGUGAGUGGACCAAUCAUUUGGAAGGAGUACGAAAAUGUUUUGACAAAGGUAGCGAGGUACACUCAAAGGUUAUAUUACGCAGAGUUGCACCACCAACUAGGAACUUCAAAUUCCGUCAUCACCCCGAGUUCCCUCGCUCAACUUGCACCUUUUGUCGAUGCUCACGGUGUGAUUAGAGUAGGCGGCCGUCUACAGCAUUCGGACUUUAACAUAGACGCCAAACACCCUAUCUUGUUACCAAAGUCGUCUCACCUUGCUUACAUUAUUAUUCAACACUACCAUCAGAACACUUUACAUGGUGGAUCGCGUCUAGUGGCCUCACUAAUUCAGCGACGUUUUUGGAUCGUUUCCAGUCGAGCUGCGAUACGGCAAGUUAUAUUUAAAUGUACAGUGUGUGUCAGAUACAAGGCUGCCGCUCCCCAACCAGUGAUGGCAGAUUUACCCUCAGCAAGAGUCCAACAAUGUCGACCAUUUACAAAUGUCGGGAUAGACUACGGAGGUCCAUUCACGGUUAAAGAAAGUCAACGCCGUAAUUCAAGGACUUAUAAGGCGUAUCUUGCGUUAUUUAUUUGUCUAUCCACCAAGGCUGUCCACCUGGAGGUGGUAACGGAUUUGUCAACGGAAGCCUUUAUGGCUGCGCUGGAUCGAUUUGUAGCCCGUAGAGGAAUUCCUGCACAGAUCCACUCGGAUUGUGGUACAAAUUACAUUGGAGCAGCAAGGCAGCUUAAGACAUUAUUUAAAGACGCAGCACUCCAAGAAGCUCUGCAUGCACGAGUUCCGUGUCAGUGGCGAUUUAACCCGCCUGCAGCUCCGCACUUUGGCGGUAUUUGGGAAGCUGCUAUCAAAAGUACAAAGUUACACCUAAAAAAGGUUGUAGGUAAUCAGGUGCAUACCUUAGAGGAAUUGACGACAUCGAUUACACGGAUCGAGGGUGUACUCAAUUCUCGACCCUUGGUUGUCAUGUCAAGCGAUCCGAACGAUUUGUCUGUGCUAACACCGGGACAUUUUUUGAUCGGACAACCGAUCUUGGCAAUUCCUGAACACGACAUCAGUGACAUUCCGCAGAAUCGUCUCAAACGCUGGCAGUUAAUUAAACAAGCCCUUCAAUCAUUUUGGAAACGGUGGAAUCGGGAGUAUUUGCACACGCUGCAGAGUAGACAGAAAUGGUUCCAUCAAAAUCCCAGUCUCGGUGUCGGAGAUAUCGUCGUCAUAAAUUCACCUUCUCGACCUCCUUUGAUGUGGCAAAUUGGUCGGGUCAUCGAGGUCCACCCUGGUGCUGACCAAGUGGUCCGUGUAGCCACUGUCAAGACAGCGGAAGGGAUACUGAAACGUCCAGUGGUAAAGUUGGUUAAACUACCCACCGACAACGCUUAA
Molecule: messenger RNA, 5265 nt
Organism: Metopolophium dirhodum (rose-grain aphid)
Lineage: Eukaryota; Metazoa; Arthropoda; Insecta; Hemiptera; Aphididae
Exons: 1
Coding region: 1-5265 (1754 amino acids)
Biological process (GO): DNA integration
Molecular function (GO): nucleic acid binding
Source: RefSeq, a predicted model, not a curated record